Engraulis encrasicolus (European anchovy) is the source of this 1116-nucleotide messenger RNA. RefSeq names its product calretinin-like. The annotation marks the transcript as partial. Gene Ontology annotation, cellular component: synapse; cytosol; nucleus. The transcript is spliced from 10 exons. NCBI's taxonomy places the organism in Eukaryota, Metazoa, Chordata, Actinopteri, Clupeiformes, Engraulidae. The record is from RefSeq and is a predicted model, not a curated record. Gene Ontology annotation, biological process: regulation of long-term synaptic potentiation; regulation of presynaptic cytosolic calcium ion concentration. Gene Ontology annotation, molecular function: calcium ion binding.
GUAAUGGCUACAUCGAGGGGAAGGAGUUGGAUAAUUUCUUCCGUGAACUGGAGGCGGCGAGGAGAGGGAAUCGUGCGGAUCCCUCCAACGUGGCGUUUAGAGAGAAGCUGAAGGAGUUUAUGCACAAGUUUGACAAGAACGCCGAUGGCAAGAUCGAGAUGUCCGAGUUGGCCCAGAUCCUCCCGACUGAAGAGAACUUCCUGCUCACCUUCCGCAUGUUCGUCGGAUCCAGCACUGAAUUCAUGGAGGCCUGGAGGAAACAUGACGAGGACCGCAGUGGCUACAUUGACUCCAACGAGCUGAAGGGCUUCCUCUCCGACCUGUUGCAGAAGGCCAACCGACAAUACGACGAGAAGAAACUCAACGAGUACACACGUACCAUCCUGAGGAUGUUCGAUCUGAAUGGAGACGGGAAACUCGGACUCUCAGAGAUGGCCAGACUCCUCCCACCCGAAGAGAACUUCCUGCUCAAAUUCCAGAGUAUCACUGUGUCUGCAGAGCAGUUCCAUUCCAUCUUCAACUACUACGACAAAGAUGGCAGCGGUUACAUCGAUGAGCAAGAGCUGGACACUCUCCUCAAGGACCUGUUUGAGAAGAACAAGAUGGUGGUGGAUGCUAAGACUCUCGGUGGUUACAAGAAGAGCAUCAUGGCGUUGUCUGAUGGAGGGAAACUCUAUCGCACGGAGCUGGAGAUCGUCAUCUGCAAGGACCCCUCAGUCUGACCAAUCGGAGAAGAGAUCCUGUCCCAAUUCUCCAAUCAAAACACAGAUCACGCCCCCCCCGUCCUCCAAUCACCGCAGCUUUAGGUGCAUGUGCUGGUUAGCCCCUCCCCCUUCUUCUGUCUCUCUCUCACCCAAUAGCGUGAUAUCCCUGGCCACUGAUAAAUUAGCCACCCCCCAUAGAAUGAUGUCAUUGCGUGAUGCCAUAAUGUGAUGUCAUGGCAACUGAUUAAUAAACCCCGCCCACCCAUACAUGCCCCUCCCACUCUGCUCUCUGAUUGGUGCUUGUUGAUGCUCGUGUUUUUUAAAGAGUUUUGGACAUGACUGUGUUAGAAAUGAAGUUAUAAAGAAUUAAAAAUUAUAUAGAAAUAUAACAAAUAUAUAUCACCUUCUUUUA